GUGGGUCCAAAGUGCAUAUUGGACCAACUAUGAUCCAUGGUUUGGCUGAAAGCAGGUGCUCGUGAGUUUUAAGAGUAAACAUUGUGUGAGGGUCGCCGGGUGUCGUCUUUAAGUGAUCACCGUGACAUCACAAAAAGUAUGGCACACCUAUAUAGGGUAGGCACGUUACACAACCAUCACUUGGAUAGCCACGGUCGUCCUCGACAUGAUGCGGGUCGUGCUGUUCACGCUCUGUGUUGGCGUUGCCGCUGCUUUCUGGGGCUCUCCAGACUGGGAUCAUUUGAAAGUGACAUGGGAUGCGAGCGACUGCAACAGUGCUCGAGGCUUCUCCGACAUGCCUCGGACUGAGAAGCAGGCCCUCCUGGAGGGAUGGACGAUGAUGUCCGACUGUUAUGAUACGCCUGAAUUUGCUGGUAAGCGUUAUGUGAAGGACGAUGACACUGCCGUGGUCCUCAUCUACGACGUGAAGGGAUACAUCGCCGGCAUACAGGCAGGGAUUGGCCCUCAGCCCAACAAGUUCCCGCCCCCCACCAUGCAGAACCACCCCUUCGUGGAGCACGACGGGAAACAGUACAUCACCGCCUACUUCACUGACCCAAGUGAUAUAUGCAGUGAAGGAAGGACCUCCGCCAUGUUUGAGAGCGAAGGCACCGGAAGUGACCUGUACAUCCAGAACGGGACACGCCCCUCAGACAGCGACAAGAUCCCUAAGCUGGAGAGGAACAUAGGCUCCACACUGUGGACGAAGGGACACUGCUUCAGAACCAUGGGCGUACACUACUGGUACAACUUGCGGAAGGACCAGAGUUGUGAUGAGUUCUUCCCCAUGUUUCUACUGUACAAUGAAGGUAUCUUGGAUGGCUUCGGAUGGGCCUUCUUGACCAACAUCACCACAUCCACAAGAUUUGAACACCCAAUUCGGACAGCUUUUGGGUAUUUCCUGGACCCUGUGCCAGACUGUCUGUACGCCCAGACGGAUGGGCAAACCACAUUGCAUAUCUACAUGUCUGACCCCUACCUUUCCUUCUGCUGAGUGGGUCAUAAUGACACGUGACCUGAAUCACGCGGUGCCAGUUAUAGUAAAUCUGUUUUGAUUUGUUAAAGUCGCGUGGGUCAUUUGAACCCAAAUAAGUCUGUUCUGUUCUUUUGACUUUCAAUAAAUUAUUCUGUUUAAAGGCAAAGUG
Messenger RNA from Haliotis rubra (blacklip abalone), 1184 nucleotides. RefSeq lists its product as uncharacterized. NCBI's taxonomy places the organism in Eukaryota, Metazoa, Mollusca, Gastropoda, Lepetellida, Haliotidae. The record is from RefSeq and is a predicted model, not a curated record. The coding region runs from base 206 to 1033 and encodes 275 amino acids. The transcript has 8 exons.